AUGGAGCCACAGAAAGGGGGCGCUAUGACCGUCACCAUUGCAUCCGCGCCCGACGAAGUCGACUUCGGCGCCAUCAUGGAGCUUAUGACUUCCAAGUACACCGUUGACUUGGUAGACCGGCACGUCGCUGCAAUACGCAAGCUUUGCAAGGUCUGCUGCAAUGGUUUCCUUCUGAAGCACUUGGAAGCACUGGUCGACCUGCUACACCUGGCCGUCGAAAGAUUUGCUGAAGGCCAAGACUUGGCACAGGCUCUCUGUGACUUCACACGCGUGGCAUCACAGCCCUUUGUGAGCUGCAAGACCUCAGACAUGAUCACCUACGGCCACCACCUCCCUGCCUUCAUCAAGGGCUUGGUCAGUGUCCUGACCUACACACUGCCGCCGGUAGCGACGGAGGCCCGACAAGAGCGGAAGGGCAUGUUUGAGCGCCUUCGGAUCGAGGUCGCCCACACCCUGGCUUGCUGGGCACGUUUCGGCCUGGACGAAGACAGCGUGGAGCUCUUGCCGAAUCAGCCACUGAUACAAGCGGUCGCGGAUUCCGGGACCCCAAAUCUGCGGAUUCUGCGACAGUCCAACGUCAUGGAUGCAGUCUCUGCCUCCUUCCGCUCGGAAGACAGCCCCGAGUCGAUCGUCAUCACGCUUGGGGCCAUCCGCGACAUGUCCUUGUACAGGCCCCUCGCAUGCCAGAUUACCAACUGCGGUUUGAUCUCCAACCUUGUCCACGUCAUCCGGGUGAAUUUGCUCGGCUCUGACGUCCUGCUCGUCGCGGCGGAGGUUCUGUGGAACGUUCUAGAGCUCGAUUGGGAUGGGGCGACCGAGGCUUUGGGCCAGGAGGAGGCCCGCUGCCGGGUGGGUGGGGCGGUGGGGCCCCGCAAUUUCGUGGCUCGGGCACGUACUGUGGAUUUUUUGACUUUCCGCAGUUGUCCUACCUGCUGCAGCAGUCUUGCUCAUGUCGGAUUUUGGCUACCUUGUCGCGGCGUCAGCGAAGUCCAAACAUUAGAAGAUCUCGGAAUCUCUGCUGCUGGAUUCUGCGGUGUGUGUGUGUUGAAUCUGAAAGAAAUCGAUGAAUUUCAUCCUCGGUUCGCCAGCUCGCAUUUUUGUUAG
Symbiodinium sp. CCMP2592 is the source of this 1104-nucleotide messenger RNA. NCBI's taxonomy places the organism in Eukaryota, Dinophyceae, Suessiales, Symbiodiniaceae. The record is from the annotation of a GenBank genome assembly.